Molecule: messenger RNA, 945 nt
Organism: Papaver somniferum (opium poppy)
Lineage: Eukaryota; Viridiplantae; Streptophyta; Magnoliopsida; Ranunculales; Papaveraceae
Exons: 6
Coding region: 1-945 (314 amino acids)
Source: RefSeq, a predicted model, not a curated record
AUGACAACCAAGUUAGUCAAGCAUUUGAUCGUUGGCAAUAUACAAGGAGAUCCUAGUUUAAAACCUAAUCAGAUCAUUUCACUUUUUGAGAAUAUUUAUGGGUCCAAUAUCAAGUAUCACCAUGCUCGUAGAGGGAGAGAAAAUGUAUUUGGACAUGACGAGAAGUCAUAUAGUGAUUUAGUUUGGUAUGUCAAAGCCAUUGAGGAAACUAAUCCUUAUAGAUAUGUGAAUUUUGAGGUUGAUCAUGGAAAAAUAAGAUUUCAUAGGCUUUUCAUAUUUUUUGGUCCUUGCAAGCAUAGAUAUAAGUAUCUUAGGCUCAUGAUUUACUUAGACGCUACUUUCCUUACUGGUAGAUUCAGGGGUGAUUCAAUGGCUGCAACAUGUGUCAAUGGAAACAACGAUUUUUACCUAUAUGUUUAUGCUUUUGUUUCUGCUGAAAACAAAGAAAAUUGCUAUUGCUUUUAUCACAUUAAGUGCAAUCUUCCUAUUGGAUCAGGUGACGCGAAUUAUAAUGUCGUUAUUAAUAUGUUCUACAAAGCUGCUCACUCUUAUACAACAACUAACUUUGAUGAUGCUUUGCGGGGAUUGUUCCAAAGGAGAAAUGGGAAAAAUGCAUUUUUCCCUGUAUGCAGAUAUGGUACUCACUUUUCAUAUCUUGCCAAGUCAUUUAACAACUGUAUUGUUGAUCUCAAAAAGUUGCCUGCUUAUGCUCUUCUCGAUGCGAUACGUUUGAAGAUUAUGAGGAAGAAUGCUAAGAGAAUGACAGAAGGUCUAGAAAAUUUCAAAACUAGGCUCACUCCUAUAUACGAGGCUUUACUGGAGGAAAACAUCGACAUUGGUUGUACUUGGACGGUGUGGAAAAUUAGUGUCAGGACAGGUGUACCAAUAUGUACACCUUCCUGUACACUUCAAUUUUCUUACCUGUCAUUACAAGUGCCUGGAUAA